This is a messenger RNA of Trichoderma asperellum CBS 433.97, 1629 nucleotides long. RefSeq lists its product as uncharacterized. NCBI's taxonomy places the organism in Eukaryota, Fungi, Ascomycota, Sordariomycetes, Hypocreales, Hypocreaceae. The record is from RefSeq and is a predicted model, not a curated record.
AUGGACCUUUCACAGCUCCCAGAUGUGAGCAACCUGCUUGUCACGGCAGAUAAUCCAGCUCGCGAUGAUAUACCAGGCAUGGACCAUGAACGAUGUGCUGCUCUGCACAAUUACCUGCUACAUUACGCCUGGCUGGCUGAGGGCCAUCCAUCAUCUAGUCUGCGUAAUAACACCAAUACCUUCUUCACCGUUCACGGUGCCGCAGCUGAGCAGCUUCGUCCGCGGCUCAACAUGUCGCUGGCGACUUUCCUUGACAGCGCCAAGCUGCCUCCUGCUGGCCCUGAGCGGCCGCCAUUCUUCUUUUGGGCCAACGCGCUCUCCGACCCAGAAUUUCUUUUCGAUGAAUGGCUGGCUGACAUGUUCGACCAGCCAGCAGACAGCCUGGUGUGCUUGUACUUCCCCAACAUUGGUCAGGGCGGUGAAUCUGGCGGCGGCGUGCUCUAUCACCAACGCUACCACCGUGCCGCGGUAUUCAUGCAUAUGGAUGACCACGGCUUUGCGUUGCCCUUGGAGGAGCACAGAGAGCUUUGGCACCCACUCGAGACUGUGCUGUCCAACUGGAUUGACCUGAUUCGCCUUGGCAAGGUUACAGCGUCACCCAGGGACGAGCCGGCCCUGUUUGGCAGUGAGAAGAUCGGCCCCUGGGAGUGGCGACCUUACAGUGAAGCCCAAGUUGCGUCUUGCAUCCGCGCGUGGAACCGCCUGUGCGAGGCCAUUGAGGCGCGGAUGCCAUCGCAGCCUCCUUCAGCGGUAGAUCUGGGGCCUCUGCUCGCACCCGCCGUCCUAGAUGAAGCCUCAGUGCCGCAAAAUUGCUUUUCACGCUCCUUUCUCACCGCUGCUCGUCGGCCUCUGUUUGAUUUCAUUGCUCCCGGCCUUACUCUCCCCCCCGCAGACACGUCUGCUUUCGCCGCGGUGCAACCCUUCACGAAAUUAUCUCGUGGCUGUCACACCAUACCUUCUGUUUGUAUCUUCCCCGCCGCUAGCGGUGAAGAGGUUGAUUUGACGGGAUCGUCAUAUCCGUUUUCUAUCGGCAUUGAUGACUCAGUGCCGUCCCGGGUCGUUGCCGGUGUGUACAGCGAACCAGUUGAUAGGAAUAACUACGACUAUGCCGAGGAAGGAUUUCGGCUAUUACUUCCGUAUGGCUUCAGGGGUGACUGGGAUGCUAGUCUAGGCGCGCGGAAAAGCGAUGGAUCAACUAUCGAAAGGAAUAACGGCACAGAGCUUUUUCAGCACGGAUACAAACCUUUUGGCGGCGACUACUACCGGGCUCAACGGCUGGAACGUUUGUUUGACUGUUGGUGCAAGCUUGUUGAAGAAGGUGUCUGGUCGGUUGGUCCACAAGGAAUAAAGGGCACCAUUGACACUUUUAAGGAGGCUGACACAGAGCGGUGGAAGGACUACCUCAUCCCGCCCACCUGGUGAUACGCCGCCAGCUUUACAUCCCCUUAUUUGGGGCCUAGAGCUAUUGGCUUCGGCGUAUUCCGACCCGUGAACAAACUUCACUCCUAUUCUGGGAGGAUGAAAGAAGUAUGUAAGGGCCUGCAAGGCUGGACCUUGUAUUAACGCCACAAUGGUUGUACAACAAGCUUAGCCAUCUUCUUUCGCAGUCAGUGAGUUAUAUGUAAUGUG